ACUACAGCUCAUUGGUAAUUGAUAACAACUUAUCAUUAGGCUUGUAUAUUUUUGUAUAUUAAAUAUAUUAUUUCUAGCAUCUUGAAGAAUUAUAAAAUAUGUUUCGUUUGUGGUAUUGAACUGGUACCUGUUUCUGUGCAUGCAUUUGUAAAUUAACUGAUACUACGACAAAUUAAUUAUCUUUUUGUCUCUUUGUAGCAGUUUUAUUAAACAAUCAACAUUUUUAUCAGAGGGGAAGCGAUUUGAUUGUUUGAUGUGUUUGUACGACGAUAAGUCUUAUCGAUCGCCUGCGAGACUUAGGAAGCCCAGCGCGAGGCGAUGUUCGUCAGUCACCAAGUUGGCACCGAGAUUGCGUCUAGGCAUCCACCGAAAGCGUUUCCUCACAAAUCAUCAAAUUCUUACUUUCGAUGAUUGCUGUGAAAGUUGUAUGAGCGGAUGCAAUGUUUUGCAUUGUCCAGGAAUAACCUACCUUCGAGCCACAAGCAUCUAAAUCCAGUAGAAACAUAUCCAUAUAAAAAGGUUUAGAGGACGAGCUAAAAGGAAAACUCAUACCUAAAAGAAAAUAGAGCUAUCUACAGCAAGGACGUUUUUUAUGAAAAAAUCCAGGAUGGACUUUUCAGAAGUUGAGUCUGCUGUCCCAACAUUCCAGGCACCUUCUAUGCAGAUUAAUAAAGGGCGAGAUGACAAUGGUGCUAAUAUUAAAGUAAAUCAAAAGGAACUACGCAGAACGGACGAUAAUGCUGAACCUUCUUUUUCGAUAGACAGAAUCCUGAAGGCUGGUAAAAAUUUAGUGCAAUCUUGUGACGACUCUCAAAAUAGCAGACCUUGUGUUGCAACAAACGAAAACUCUUGGAAUGCCAACAGCGGUAAUGAUAUUUUACCUUGCCCCUCAUCUGAUCAGCAACACUACCUUGUAGGCUCUGGCAGCGGUGGUGGCAUACCUUCGACGAUUCGGCCCACGUGUACAAUUGACGGUCUAUCAGGUAAUUUAAGUAUGCCGUCACCUAGAUUUCCACCUCCUCCACCGCCACCACCACCACCAGGUUAUAUAGGAGGUUUUUCGUAUGGGUACAAAAGUCCAGAUAUGCACUCCUGGUCACCUUGGCUGUACUCACCCGAUAUUCCACGACAUCCCUUUUCAGGCCAAAAACAGUUGGGCAGACGUCCUAGAAAGCCGGGCGUUGACCGCAAACCUAGGCAGGCUUAUUCCUCCAAACAACUAGAACGACUGGAAGAGGAAUUCAAGACAGACAAAUAUCUAAGUGUCAGCAAGAGGUUAGAAUUAUCGAUGAACUUAGAUCUGACGGAAACACAAAUCAAGACAUGGUUCCAAAACAGAAGGACCAAAUGGAAAAAGCAGGUGACAGCACGUCUAAAACUAGCUCAACGUCAAGGCCUCUGGGGGACGCCGUUUAUGUCUCCCUGGUACAAUACAGUCAUUCCCACAUACCCAGGCACCUAUGGACCAUUCCCUUCUCCGAGUUGUAGCAGUAGUUUGACGCCUAACUUGCACGGAAUCGACAUAAUGUGUAGGCAGUCUUUGGCUCAACUCGCAACUCCUGUACAGAUCAUCUAAGAAUACAUAGACAAAAUUUACAAAGUGUAGAAUAAUUAAACCACACUAGAGAUUGCCUGAUACAUAGACCUGUUUACUUUUUGUACUAUCAAAAUGUGACUAAUAUUUGCAAUGCAUCGCAAUAGUUGGAGCUGAUGUUGUAUUGAACAGGAAUUUUGUUGGCUCUACAUAUUGUGGUAAAAUUGAGAUGAGCUCAAAAUCUGAAAAAGGCAGGGACGGUCAGCCAAUGUAUAGUUUGCUGGAUACAAAUUCUUGGAUGAAGCGAGAGUCCGAGCCCUGCCUGGGAAGAUGCCGAUUAAGUGGAAGGCUGUACAGAUUCGUUAAUUGUAAAUAGGUUAAUGAAAUAAUAUUAUAGUUAGUUUUAACCAUUUUAUUGAUCGUCUAUUAUGAUCAGAAUACUGAUCAUUAAUUGUCAUAGUUUAUACAUUUAUUAUUACAUUCCCUGUCUCUUGUCACAUACAAGUUUAAUUGUAUUACCGGUACUGUUUAUAUAUUGUUAUAUUUUAUUUUAUUGAAAACAUAUUUAUACAGGAUACAAUUUCAGACAAGAUGUAACAGUCUGUUUUUAAAAUGGUCCUGUUAAAAUUAAUACAAUUGAGAUAAAAGCUUAAUCUACAACAUAGAAUAUGGAUUUUUUUUUAAAUACGUCGACAAAAAUCACAAGGUAAGGUAAUAAAAUUAAUGAUACACGUCUUAAUCACAUAUAAAAUAUUAAAAUUCAAUAGUAAUGUAGACUAAAAGUAUCAAAAGGAAAUUAGACUAUUUUAAGAAUUUCUCUAGGUUCACUAUUUCUACGUACUACAGAGGAGUAGGCCUAUGUAUUGUAAAUUUUAUUUUAUGUUGACUUCAACGUGACAAAUAACUUAUUGAAGAUAUUAUGUAUUUUAAAAUUUCCACAAUAUUAUAAACAGUAUGUUUGGUGUUUCGUUACGUGGUGUGCGAAAAAUAGGGAGUUUUCGAUGCAACGCAAUAACUCCGCCCCUUUUGUAAACAAAUCGAAAUACGCAUGCGCAAUCUAACGUACGUCGAGCACGUAAAAUCCUGAAUUAACGUACUCCGCAACGCAAGAUGAAUAAAUUAUGACGUCAUCCGUUAACGUUAAGGUUAACGUCGUGCAGCGAAAACACCUAAUGAUAGCACUAACAGUAAGCCUAACAUCGUUCAUUUUUGUCAUUACUAUUAUUAGCUCAAUCAAGAUAUUGCUGUUGAGCAAACUUAGGCUUUAUACACUAGAUUCCAGAAUGAGGCUUGAGGAAUGACGUUUUAGAUAGUUACAGGACUCGAACCCAGGACCAUGGAAUCUGAAUGUAACUUAACUUUGGUUAUAAGCAAAAGAUAAUCGCCAUGACUACAUCGUUUCUGUGGUUCAUUAUAUAACUUUGACAAAUAUACAUAAAUAUUUAUGACUUGUUUAUAAAACAAAUGUAUAAAAUAUAUAAAAAAUAACAUUUACAGUGCUCCAAACAUAGCAUACUUCAACAAGAAAUCCUACAGUUGUAUCAAAAAUUGUGUCUAGCAGUCUGUAGAGUGUUGCCCCAUGUGUGUAAUCUACAUAGUAAUAACAAGUCUAAUCAAACCUAAUGUUGAACCUCUUUUUUUUGUUUUUAUUC
Anneissia japonica is the source of this 3186-nucleotide messenger RNA. RefSeq names its product homeobox protein Hox-D4-like. The record is from RefSeq and is a predicted model, not a curated record. Bases 593 to 1576 code for a protein of 327 amino acids. The transcript has 3 exons. Gene Ontology annotation, molecular function: DNA binding; DNA-binding transcription factor activity, RNA polymerase II-specific. Gene Ontology annotation, biological process: regulation of DNA-templated transcription. NCBI's taxonomy places the organism in Eukaryota, Metazoa, Echinodermata, Crinoidea, Comatulida, Comatulidae.